AGCAGCUGAAUGGGAGCCAGUCUCACAGAGAUCUGAUGAUCAUGAUCCAAGAAAUGAAAAGGUGUUUGCCUGAAGAGAAAAGGAGUUCCAGCAAGCCCAGUACCAUCAGUGCUCUCAACUAUGCCUUGCAGUGUGUCCAACAGGUCCAAGCAAACAAUGACUUUUUCCAGGCUCUGAAUGACCGAAGAGUGUUUCAGACAGAUGUGAUGACAUACAGCAUAGAAGAGUUGGUGGCAGUUGCAUCUGAACACACUCCAAAAAACACUGACACAUUUGUGGCUGUAUUUUCCUUGCUUUCUGGACGCAUAGUGCAUAUUUCUGAGCAGGCAGCAUCCAUUCUAAACUGUAAGAAGAAAGUGUUGGACUCCUCUCGGUUUGUAGAGCUGCUUGUCCCUCAGGAUGUGAGUGUGUUCUACACACACACUGAUCAGUCCCACCUGCCACUUUGGAACAUGGAAAGUCAAACAGCUUCUCUAUAUGAAUAUGCCCAGGUGAAGUCCUUUUUCUGCAGGAUCAGGGCUGGUAAAGAUCAAGAACAAGAAACGCGUUGUUACCCCUUCCGAAUCACCCCGUACUUGGUCCAUGUGUGUACUUCAGUCCAUGUGGAUGCAGAAUCCUGCUGCUUAGCUUUGGCUGAGAAAAUUCACUCUGGAUACGAAGCUCCUCGAAUUCCUAUGGAUAAAAGAAUCUUCACCACCACUCACACGCCUGGAUGUGUUUUUCUUGAGAUAGAUGACAGAGCAGUGCCUUUAUUGGGUUACUUACCUCAAGAUCUAAUUGGUACAUCCAUACUGAUGUAUUUGCACCCAGAAGAUCGUCCUUUGAUGAUUGCUAUUCACCGGAAAAUCCUGAAAUUUGCUGGCCAACCUCCUUUUGAACAUUUACCUAUUAGAUUUUGUACUCAAAAUGGGGAUUAUGUCAUACUGGAUACCAGCUGGUCCAGUUUUGUGAAUCCAUGGAGCAGGAAAGUAGCGUUCAUCAUUGGCCGACACAAAGUCCGGACAAGCCCUCUGAAUGAAGAUGUCUUUGCUGCAAGAAAUAAAGAACCAAGCAAUGUUGAGAAAGAGAUAAGAGAAUUGCAAGGACAAAUUUACAAGCUGCUGCUGCAGCCAGUUCACAGCAAUGUUUCCAGUGGUUAUGGAAGCCUUGGAAGCAGUGGCUCUUACGAGCACUACAUCAGCAUAGCGUCUUCAAGUGACUCCAAUGGGAAUUGUGCAGAGGAAACACAGGAACCAAUGACAUUGCAACAAGUUUGUGCAGAUGUCAACCGAAUAAAGAAUCUGGGACAGCAGCUGUAUAUUGCGUCAAGGAGAAAGCCACAAAAUGGAAACGAACAAGCUGUGAGCUCAGAAAUGCUAGGAGGGAAGAGGCACACUGCUUCCUGUUUUCUUCAGACACUGAGAAGUGAUAGCACAGAAGAACUAGGCAAUGCAUUUUAUGAUGAAUCAAAGAAGACACCACGUGUUCCUUCCUAUCAGCAGAUCAAUUGUGUUGAUAGUAUCAUCAGAUAUCUAGAGAGCUGCAGUAUUCCAGCAUUGAAAAGGAAAUGUAAAUCUUCUGCAAAUACAUCAUCAUCCUCAUCUUCAGAAGAUGACAAGCAAGUCCAGCAAAGGCAGCAGGAAGUUGAGGCUUUGGAGGAUACUCCUAUGCUUUCAGCAGUUAAUUCCCACACUCCAACAUCUGCUGAUCGGGGAGAGACACUGAAAGACCAGACAACUGCAGGCAUGGUGGGAGCUCCUCUGACAGACCUGACCCUGUCCAACAAGGCUCCGAGUGUGGUGUCUGUCACCAGCCAGUGCAGUUACAGCAGCACUAUAGUGCAUGUCCCACACCCUGAAUCAGAAGUGACUACAAUGGAGGACACUCCUGUUGGAAGUGAACAAAUUGAGCUGCCUCCUGUGAAUGCUCAGAGUCUCACUAUGGUACCUGAGGACCUAAAGCCAAUUGGGCUAACAAAAGAGACGUUGUCAGCCCACACUCAAAAGGAGGAGCAGAACUACGUUGACAAGUUCCGCCAGAGGAUCUUGCUCUCUCCGUUUAGGACUUACCUUCAACAGGGGAGCAGAAGUAACAAUGGACAUUCCUGUGGCCAAGGAGAUUCCCCUUCAAAGCAAAUGAGCCCAGCUACCUGUAAAAAAGGCAAACAUGGAAAAUUCAAGCGCCAGAAACCUCAGAGACAGUCCUCGGAUAGCCGCUCUUCUAGUAAAAAUAGAAAUAGUCUUCCAUGUGAGAAGAGAACAAAUCAGAAACGGUCAUUCUCUCCCUCAGAAGUGUCCUAUCUGAGCUCCUCCAGUAUGAAUGUCCUUCCUCCUAUGGGAUUUCCUGUCUAUUCGGAUCCACUAUCUAGUUUUCCAGCCUCUUCUGUAGGAGAGGAGCUUGCCCUUAACUCAUUUAAACCUGAGUCCAUGUCGUCAUCACAACUAUGCUGUGAAGCACAGUCAUGCCCAGCACUUUAUCCCCCAAACAUAGGCACGUUUAUGGCUGUAUUUUUUCAGAGUUUCCCCAUGUAUGCUCAAAUGCCUCAAUAUGUCUUUCUUCCUAGCCCUCAAUAUGUUUAUCCCCCCUCUUCAUAUCCAUGCACUACGCUACCUCCAGCCCCUCCUCCUGCUCCAUCACCAAUAGCACCACACUCUGUGGAUCCGCCCUUUCCAGCCCCUUCUGCCACAUCCAUGGAGGACCAGCAAGAGGGCCAGCACGACCAGGCCCUACUGCUGAGUAGCUCACGGAGCAGCUCACCGCUUCAGCUGAAUUUGCUUCAAGAAGAGCUGCCAAAAUCUAUGGAGCUUUCCAUUAGUACUGAUGUUAAAGCACGUGCAGAAGCUAAAUGUGACAAUGAUCCAGAAGAUAGUGGUAACAGAGCUAGCCGUUGUGCUUCUGGUGAAUUUACUGACCGCUCACUGUACGUUUCAGCAGCAUCAGGCAGUGGAUCAGCUUUAUCUGGUUCUUUAGGCUCUGGCUCCAAUGAGACUUCUGGUUGUGGCACAGGUAGUGGGAAAAGUAGCAAGUAUUUUGCCAGUAAUGAUUCUUCUGAAGCUUCCAAAGAAGAAAAGAGUCAGGAAGCAGAAGAAAAAGGGACAGCUCAUAAAUCCCAACAUGAGUCAGCCUGGAUGAUGAUGGAUCACACACCUGAACAAGUUCUAAUGACUUACCAAGUGCCAAACAGAAUUAAAGAGGAAGUUUUAAAGGAGGAUCUGGAGAAACUGACAGUCAUGCGAAAGAAGCAGCCUCGGUUUACAGAUGGGCAAAAGAAGGAGCUUGCAGAGGUGCAUACGUGGAUCCGGACGCAGACUGUCCCACUGCAAAUCAGCACGCAGGGCUGCAUUACAUGCGACAUCAGGGAACCGAGUUGUGAGGCUGCAAUGACUGAUGACAAUACGGAAAACAAGGGAAAAUCACCUCCACUCCUGCAACGCUGA
Molecule: messenger RNA, 3416 nt
Organism: Balearica regulorum gibbericeps (East African grey crowned-crane)
Lineage: Eukaryota; Metazoa; Chordata; Aves; Gruiformes; Gruidae
Source: RefSeq, a predicted model, not a curated record